Molecule: messenger RNA, 1631 nt
Organism: Mangifera indica (mango)
Lineage: Eukaryota; Viridiplantae; Streptophyta; Magnoliopsida; Sapindales; Anacardiaceae
Product: lipid phosphate phosphatase delta
Exons: 9
Coding region: 150-1376 (408 amino acids)
Cellular component (GO): endoplasmic reticulum membrane
Molecular function (GO): sphingosine-1-phosphate phosphatase activity
Source: RefSeq, a predicted model, not a curated record
CUGAUUUAAAAAAAAUGAAAAAAUAAUAUUAUAAUUCAUAUUCAAUUAAGACUUUAAUAUUAAACAAAGAAUAGAAUUCAAAAUCCAGUGCGACCAAAACAGGAAUAAAAAGAAGUGCUUUUGAAAACAAGAGAGGGAAAGGGGCAGAUAUGGAGAGCGUUUUAACGUGGUGGCAAGUAGCGAGUUUAUGUGGUAUUAUUUCGUGGAUUUGGGUAGCUUCUCAUUUGAAUUUGACAAAAAAGUUUAGAUCUCUGGUGCAAUUCUGGGUGACCCGUCAGGUCAUCAAUGGGACUUCGUUCAUUCUUCAGAUCCAGAGUUACGAACAUAAAUUUUUGGAUGCUUUUUUCUCUGUGUUAUCUUGUGUUGUCUCGGUGCCUUUUUAUACAGCUUUUUUGCCUUUUCUCUUCUGGAGUGGACAUGGAAAAUUGGCCAGACAAAUGACACUACUGAUGGCUUUUUGUGAUUAUUUUGGGAAUGCUAUAAAGGAUGUGGUUUCAGCUCCUAGACCAAAUUGCCCACCUGUGAGGAGAAUAACUGCUACAAAAGAUGAGAAAGAGAAUGCAAUGGAAUAUGGAUUGCCUUCUUCUCACAUUCUUAACACAGUUUGCUUAGCCGGGUAUCUGUUGCACUAUAUCCUAUCGUAUUACCAACAUGACAAUGACUUCGUAAAAUUUGCAGGAGUUGGCCUUGUUUGCUUGUUUGUAGGGCUUAUUGGUUUAGGAAGAAUUUACCUUGGCAUGCACAGUCUGAUUGAUAUCAUAGGUGGACUUGCAAUGGGACUGUUGAUACUUUCGUUUUGGCUUACUGUGCAUGAAGUCAUUGACAAUUUUAUAGUCUCUGGACAAAAUGUUACAUCAUUCUGGGCUGCCCUGAGCUUCUUGUUGCUCUUUGCAUACCCAACACCUGAGUUUCCAACUCCAAGUUUUGAGUUCCAUACUGCCUUUAAUGGUGUUGCAUUCGGAAUUGUAGCUGGAGUCCAGCAAACAUACUCACAGUUCCACCACGAGGCAGUGCCAUGCCUCUUCAGCUCAGAACUCACAGUACCUGCUUUCAUAGGAAGAAUUCUUGUGGGACUACCGACAAUUCUUCUUGUGAAAUUCUGCAGCAAGGCGCUUGCUAAGUGGAUUCUUCCUCUAAUAUCACACACCAUAGGCAUCCCGAUAAAAUCAAGCGGCUACAUUCCCAUGCUUAACGGAUCUGUUAGUGGAAACAAGUCUGAUAAUAUUAAGCAGACAAGUUAUGCCCAGAAGUUAUUCUUUUUCUCUGGGCAGGAUAUCUUCGAUGUUGAUACUGGUAUUAGAUUCCUUCAAUACGUAGGACUUGCAUGGUCAGUGGUAGAUCUUGUUCCAUCAGUCUUCUCUCACUUGAGGCUAUAACAUUCAUCUGAAAGAAUGCUCAACUUAUGCUCAACCGGUGCUUGUUGCAUGAUAUUAGUAUGCUUUCCACGGUGAAUAUAUAUAUGUUAUUCCGUAGAUCACCUAUUUUGUUUAGGGAGAAAACAAUCCAUUUAUCUUUUUUUUUUUUUCCUCUUUUUUUUGGGUUUCCUCUUCUAGUUGAGUGGUUCUGCAGUUGCUAAAAUAUGUAGUGACAUUUAGUGAAGUAGGUGAAUCCAUGAUGAAAUUAUUUAGUAA